Hydractinia symbiolongicarpus is the source of this 1413-nucleotide messenger RNA. RefSeq lists its product as uncharacterized. The coding region runs from base 1 to 1413 and encodes 470 amino acids. The record is from RefSeq and is a predicted model, not a curated record. NCBI's taxonomy places the organism in Eukaryota, Metazoa, Cnidaria, Hydrozoa, Anthoathecata, Hydractiniidae. The transcript is spliced from 4 exons.
AUGGAUGAUUAUCUGGAUUGCAUGAAAACGGUAGGCGAAGCCGUAUCGAUUGCAAAAACCGUGACAGAAGCAUGGAAAAGUUGUAGCUUUCGUUUAACAAAAUGGCUAUCAAAUUCUUGUGAAAUUCUUGAGUGUUUUCCAAGUACCGAAACCGCGUUCAACUUCAACCUAGAUUUAAACAAAUUACCGACUGAUAGAGUACUUGUUGUCAACAAGGCAUCACUUGAAACUAAAAGAGGUAUAUUAAGUUUAACAAGUUCAAUAUUUGACCCACUUGGUAUCUUAACACCAUUCAUUUUAGAAGGAAAACUUAUCAUCCAAUCUUUGUGGAAAUCCAAAGUAGACUGGGAUGAAGAAAUACCAACCGAAUUAAAAACAAGGUGGUUGAGCUGGAGAAGUGAACUGGAAAAACUAACAUCGAUCAACAUUCCUCGAUGGUACAAACUACAAUCCGUUAAUCAGUUGAUUCAACUACAUAUUUUUUCCGAUGCUUUAAUCAAUGCAUAUGGUGCUGUUGCAUAUCUACGUAUUCAGGAAACGCAUACUGUCAAUGUAACAUUCGUGAUGGGAAAAUACGGAGUCGCCCCGUUGAAUCCGAAAUCUCUCACAAUACCAAAAUUAGAAUUACAAGCUGCUUUCUUGGCUAGAAGAAUGAGAGAAUCAAAAUAUUCUGACGUCAAUUCGUGGCGUUUUGUACCAGGAACUCUAAACCCAACAGACAAUGCUACAAGAUAUGUACCACUAUCACCGACCGAGAAUUCCAGAUGGUUAACCGGUACAUUGUUCUUAAUCGAAGGGCAAUGCAAUUGGCCAGAUCAAAGCCAAAAUGUCAAUCAAAGUGAAGAGGACGCAGAUAUUACCAACUUUCAGUCAACCAGUAAUGCAAUACCAGAGAAAAAAUCCUUUAUCAAAUGGCAAAGUUAUUCCGAUUGGCAAAAACUCUGUCGCCACAUUGCGUGGAUUAUCAAAUUAGAACCAAAUUGGUUGUUAUUAAGGAGGGGAGGAUCUGAAAAAUUUGAUUACCUAACCGUUGAUGAAAUUGAAGCAACAAAGUUACAGUUGUAUAGCAUCUCACAACAAGAAUCCUACCCAUCAGAAUUCGAAAACCUACAAUCACACAAGGAACUACCAAAAAGAUCACCACUUGUAGCUUUGAGACCAAUGAUGCAGAACAAUUUGAUUCGUGUUGGAGGAAGAACUGGUUUAAUCGAUAUACUAUUUGAGUCGAAACACCAAGUGAUAAUCUCGCCGAAACACUACAUUGCACGACUCAUAAUUCAACACAUUCAUCAUACAAAAUCGAAUAUAUUUCAAACGACUCCUUUAAGCUCAACAGUGUUAUCAGUGAUCAUCCACCUACAUGAUAUGGAUUUGAUAUGGAUUAUGGAUUUAUAUUAUGCGAGAAGAGAAUAA